AUGUCUAACUUGCUUGGUAGCUAUUCCGACUUACACGGACCGAUGCCGUCGCCGAAUGGCGCCAACAAGUCCUCUGCGAAGAAGACCCCGGAGAAGAAGGGACAGGAACUCGGGCAGAGGCUAGCCAAGAGGAGGUCGCAAGACUUCACCUCCAAGGUUCAGGGCUGGAGUGCUGCGGUUGCGCAGCAGCAUAAUGAGGUCGUGGUGGUGCAAGACAGAAGUGAGGUGUCGUCCAAGAAGAAAGAGGUUGUUGAGGUUGUAGUGGAGUCGACUGUGCAUAUCGAAGAUGACGCUGUUGCAGACGAGGUGGAGAUUGAAGGUGAGGCGCCCACUACGCCGGCACACCUGGACGAAAACGGCAAGCCUUCACCAAAAGUGGUCGUGUCGGCGCAUACUUCUCGAGAGGUAGAUCUGGAGCGCAAGGCAUGGAUAAGACGGAAAAGUAAACCACAAGUCGAAGUGGCACUCGAUUUGAAGCAUGCCGGUCUCCCGAAGAAGCGUGUCGUUAGUGACGGCCACUGGCGUAAGGACCGGACAGCAAAGCAGGCGGCAGCUUCGACUCCAGAAAAGGAAACGACGCCGAAACCUACUGUGAUCAGACGGAGCGUUGUGAAUGUAGGUCUCAAGGUCCCACCGUAUGUGCAAGCCUUUGUCGAGGAGGAGCGUGCACCAACUAAGGUCCGACCUCUGCGGGGGUCACACUCGCCAUCACGAGAGCGCGAGCGGGAAGGCACGCCAGACUAUGAAGACAGUGGUGUGAAGGUUUACAUCAAGCGGAGGAAGCGAUCUCAAACCACUUCUGAUCCGAGUGCGUCACAAAGUAGUCUCACAGCUGGUUCGUCCGUGGAGAAAAGGACUGUCUCGACAGCAAAUACGACUCCUCCGCACUCGCCUACAAAGAGGACACCGCCACGACCUUCGACUGCACCAAAGGAGCGACAGUCUCGAGUCAAGGAUGUUGAGCCGGAGCAGCGCCGGCCCAGCAGAUCCAAGUCGAAGCCAGAUCUGAAGCCGAAAGCUGAGGUCAAGCCCACUGACAAGGUAGCGAAUCGACUAGCAGCUCCGAUUGCCCCCGGAGUGUACAACAAGCGUAUCGAUGGUUGGCUCGCGACGACAUCAGAUCCUUUCGUAGAGUCGCGCGACGCAUCUCUGACACCCGAACCACUCGAUGUGCAACGGAAGCAAACAAGAAGGUCAGGAGAGGCGCCACACGACAACUCGGAUGAUGAGCAUCGCCGAAGCAGUGGUAGACGGCGCGCAUCGCGGCAAGACCUCGGCUUUGCAACGGCUCGCCACCGCGACGAUGAUGAGGCGCCAUCUCCUUCUGCGACGCCAACUUUACGGAGAGCGGGUGCGCGUCGUUCAACUCAUUCGCCAGUUAAGGAUCGGCCAGCACGAGAACGAAGUCCGCACGGUCGAGCACUCUCAACAAUUGCUUCCGCUGAAACGCUGCGACCAUUAGGCAUCUUGGAAGGAUCCGUCUUGUCACGGGCUAGUGACGGUGACGAGCCAGGCCUCCAACGUCGCUUGACGAAGCAUUCAGACCUCAUCUCUGUACUCUCUCGUGCGCGUGGUGAAGGCGGCCGUCGCAAGUCAACACGAAGUGUCCGACGACGACCAUUGUCGAAUGAUGCGACCUUGCAAGACUUGAUGAACGAGCUUACCACGGAUGAGCUCAAAUACCAGCGAGAGCUGCGCACGCUCGUAGACGGGGUGAUCCCAGUACUUCUGACCUAUGUUCUACAGAAGACUGACGCGACAGGAGCUAAGCGUUUGUUCUCUGGCUCUUCACCAGAUGGGCAAGCGGUCACUCGUCCCAUAGUAGAGAUGGGUGUUGCGCUGGAGAAGCUGAAGCUCGCGCAUAAACGCAUACCCUUGCACGAUCCUCACGAGCUUGUGAAGUGGGCCGAGAACGCAUUCAACAAAUAUGCCGAAUACCUGAAGGCGUGGAGACUUGGCUUCCAGGAUGUUGUGGUCAACCUUGCGCCAGCUGACAAGGACGAGCCAUCGCCGCGGAAACCCAAGGAUGGCCUUGCGGCAAAGGACGGCGAAAAGGCGGAUGUGCAAUAUCUGCUCAAACGCCCUCUGGUGCGUCUGAAGUAUCUUACGAAGACCUUUAGGAGCAUACAAAAUCUCGAGCAAUCGCCAGCUGCCGAGAGCAUCGCUGAGAAGUAUCACACAUUGGUCGAAGAAGCUCGCCGAAGAGCAAGCGAUGAGCGAGCACGACUUGAAGACGAGGCAGCCGCAAAUAUCGACCCUAGCAGAGCCCGAGAUCCUCGCACAUUAGCACCACUAGCAGAAGUCUUCAUCGAUCCUACCAGGACCGUCCGAGCACGAGACUACUUCGACCUGGAGGUAUUCCACUCGACUGGACAGCAGCUGACAUGCAAGAUUGAGUUAGUCAUGCGCGACGACCUACCACAUCGUGGUUCCUUGAGCGAUAUGCUAUUUUGCGAUGUGUCCUUGGCUGGUCGAUGGCUGCUGUACCCACCUAUACCAGCUGCUUUCCUCUCCGCGCGUGCUGGCGAUAAGGAUGGUGAGAUCAUCGUGAUGAUCAGAGGAACUCUUUCUGGAGGCGGCGAAUGGCGCGAGCUGUUGUCUCUGAGGUCACAAGAUGACGGGGCCGUUGAUGACUGGCUGGGCCUGCUUCGAAGUGAUCCCGCGCCACCACGUUUGAUGCGGCAAUCGAGCUUCAAUGCGCUACGGGCGUCGUAUCAUAAAGCAGCGGCUCGUGCGCCAUCUCCUAGUGAAGUGGACGCUCCUAUCGGUGAGCGUGUGUCCAAAGGCGCUCAGAAAUGGGACGCCAGCGAUGUCAUGAGCGUAGUGGACGACCUCGCGCCGUCGGCUACCUUGCGCCGGACGAAAGCAACAAGACACCGAAGUGCAGCAUCGCCCACCGAGACGGCGGACACAUAUGAGCAGGUACACACUAGGGCGAAUCGGAUUGCUGAGCAGCAACAAUACGACGAAACCCCACGAUCAAGGUACCACCAACGGUCUAAGUCAAGCUACUUCUCACAGAAGUCAGAGUGGUCGGCGCCAUCGGAAGUAUCUACUCCAAGCAAGGACUACAGCGUCUGGAUGCCUUCCACAGAUCGUGGGUCGAAUUCUUCUGGAUCCGAUGAUGAACGUGACGAGCCGAUAUCGUCCAAGCGGCCCAGCCUGCACAAGCGUACAUCCUCCACGCCCUCGAUGGACAUGCCAACCAUUCGCAAACUCCGCAAGGCUCCACCAAGCACACCGCAAAAGCCAACCGAGCAUCAUCGUUCACGGUCUGAGCACGAGACAUAUCACGAAGAACCACGGUCAGCACCCUCGAAAUUGCAGAAGCGGCAGACAACACCGCCAGAAGAGACGUCAAAGCCGAAGGACAAGACUCCAGCCCAAAGGCCGACUUCCAUUGGCCUGAGAUCUGGUAUUCUCCCGUCCUUCACGCCAAACUUCCUCAAGAAGCAUCGUCGUGCCUCCUCGCCACUCAAGCAUGAAUACGCGCCGUCGACAGCCUCGGAGUCGCUAAGUGACAGCGACUUCUCCGACCACGACGAUGUUGAGUCCAUCACUUCUGAGUCAUCUGCUGAGGAGCAAGCAGUCUCUACGAUCGGCGAGCUCAGGGACUUCCGUAACAUGCAAUACGUGAAGCCUUCAAGACAACAAGCGCCAAAGCAGCCUACGCCACCCACAUCAGAGUUCUCUGGCAGUGGUGGAUCGCUACGACCAUCGGAGUCAGCUUCGCAAGGCCCAUAUAGGACGAUACCGCCAGCUAUCUCACAGUCGCUGAAGACCGUAGCCAGUAUCUUCGCCUGGUCCGAGAAAGGGACGUGGGAUAGCCUGCACCCGCAAGAAUGCUGCAUAAUCGUCACACCCGGUCUAAUCGAAGCCUUUGACCUCGCACAGGCCGGCGCAGUGCUUUCCAGCCCGUCGUCUACCGACAUCGUCAGCCCGUCUCAAAAGGGUGUGAAGCCACUCAUCGCGCUCGAACUGACACCGCUUGUGCCACUCCGCCGCGGCACAGCCCUGGACAUCUCCAUCCGCUCUCCACCGACCCCAAAUUCCGUCAUGCGAGCUUCCAACAACUUGAUGUUCCGGUCCCAGAGCAGCGAAGACUGCGAGAAACUCUACCACCUCAUCAAUCGCGCUCGGAUAGACAAUCCAACUUACAUCGCCCUGCAGCAAGCACGGGGACCUGUUCCAACAAGUAAUUGGGCAGAGGUCAUGGACAGACGUAACGCCGCUCGCACCGCCAGCAGCUCCUGGUUACGUCUUGGAAGUAAGAAAAGCAGUACAUACCGCUCUACCGCCGACGGCCGACCUCGUGCCGUCUCUACUGCAGCAACGGAAUCAAGUCUCGGAACAGUGAACUCCGCCUUCUCCGCCCUCCGACGCUUCAGCGGCAGUAAGAGCGUCUUCAACAUCGCCAAAUCGACCUUGACAUCCCGCGAGGGAACGAGGAGUACAUACUCCGACUCCCUCGACUCCGGCGGCGCGCGAACACCCACGAUGCACUUCGAUCGAAGUAUGGGCACACCUCUCGGCAUCAACAACACGAAAAUCCGUCUCUACGUCCGCGAAUCAAUGCAGAAAUGGCGAGACAUGGGCUCAGCGCGCUUAUCCGUCCUCCUGCCUCCACGUCCACAAGGUUCACUAAACCCGGCAAUUAGUGGGAUGGAGAAACGGAUCCUGAUCUGCGGCAAGAGUAAAGGCGAGACAUUGCUAGAUGUCAUCUUACCUGAAGGCGCCUUUGAACGGGUGGCGAGGACGGGGAUUGCGGUUUCCGUGUGGGAGGAGAGUGUGGCGGCGGAUGGGAGGGCGGUGGUGGCUGAUACGGGGGGUGUGAGUAAUGCGCGGACGAGGAUUUAUAUGAUGCAGAUGAAAUCGGAACGAGAAGCCGUAUACACCUUCGGCCUGGUGGGCAAAUUUAGAUACUAA
Messenger RNA from Recurvomyces mirabilis, 4926 nucleotides. RefSeq lists its product as uncharacterized. The transcript has 2 exons. NCBI's taxonomy places the organism in Eukaryota, Fungi, Ascomycota, Dothideomycetes, Mycosphaerellales, Teratosphaeriaceae. The record is from RefSeq and is a predicted model, not a curated record. The coding region runs from base 1 to 4926 and encodes 1641 amino acids. Gene Ontology annotation, cellular component: nucleus; site of double-strand break.